Mytilinidion resinicola is the source of this 1400-nucleotide messenger RNA. RefSeq names its product WD40 repeat-like protein. The transcript has 7 exons. Bases 187 to 1125 code for a protein of 312 amino acids. Gene Ontology annotation, cellular component: Cdc73/Paf1 complex. Gene Ontology annotation, molecular function: protein binding. NCBI's taxonomy places the organism in Eukaryota, Fungi, Ascomycota, Dothideomycetes, Mytilinidiales, Mytilinidiaceae. The record is from RefSeq and is a predicted model, not a curated record.
AUAAAUGAUUUUAGCGCGAAAUAACACGCGUCAUAAGGCAUUGAAGCUUGAAGCUCGACCUCAUCUUGAACCCCACCAGCUCCCACUAUCCAACCUCCUACAACACCACAACCCCAGUUUCUGAUCUGAGGUACCAUGUCUGAGCUAUACCGAUAAUCCCUAUACUCGAUCAAUCCCUCUGCGAUAAUGUCGAAACAAUUCCUCACUCUCCACACGGUCGACAAGGCCCACCCAACCGACAUCUUUGCCCUCGCAGCGACCCCCACGACGCUCCUCUCCGCCUCCGGGUCCUCCACAAUCCGCAUAUUCGACACGACAGCUCCCGACUUUCCACUCACACAGAGCAUAGAAGGCGCGCAUAAACUGGGUGUACACCACCUAGUCACAAGUAAAGAUGGAAAGGUAGCGGCGAGUGCUGGGUUCGAGGGAACAGUCAAGGUGUGGAGGGAAGAUGAGGCGGGAGUAUGGGGAGAGGUUGGGCUCAUAAAAGACUCCAACAAAGCCGGAGAAAUUUGGGCCAUCGCCCUCUCAGCCGACGGCUCCUACCUUGCCAGUACGACCUAUGACGGCCGCAUCAACGUGUGGGACCUAGGCCAGGCCUCAAUGCCUAAGAUCCGCGAGUAUGAGACCAAGGGUAGUUUCGGGAUGUGUAUAGAUCUGUCCGCAGACGGCCAUUUCACAGCCUCAGGUCACGAAAACGGCAGCGUCUACGUCUUCAACAACGACACGGGACGGAUGCUGCAUUCUCUAGCCGGCCUCACAAAACCAAUCCGCACCCUCUCCUUCUCGCCCGCGAGCAAGCUCCUCGCCGCCGCCGGCGACACCCGCAUCAUCGCCCUCUACGACGUAAGCUCAGGCGAGCAAGUCGCCAAUCUAUCCGGCCACGCAGGGUGGGUGCUGAACCUAGAUUGGAGCGCGACGGGGGAGUGGUUGCUGAGUGGAUCUCAUGAUAGCAAAGCCAAAGUCUGGUCCCUCGAAUCCCGCACCUGCGUCGCCACACACUCUCACGGCGACCAGCCGCUGUGGGCGGUGAAAUGGCUGCCCAAAACCGGACGGAGCGAGCUAUUUGCGCUGGCGGGGGGAGAUGGGAGUGUGGCUUUCUAUCGGGAGGCGGCUGGAGGAUGAAAAGCAGUGCAAUGGUGAAGAUGAUGAGAGAUGAGAUGACGAUACAAGCUGGUGAUGUGGUGGGGAUGAGAUGAGAUGACAGUAAUGGAGGCCAGAAUACGCCACGAGAUGAGCUUACGUGCUUUGACGAUAGAGCUGCGGUUAGUAGCAAUAGGUGGGAUGGUACUCAGCUGCUAGAUUCUGAUCGUUGAACCGGGACAAAAUACCCAUCUUCAGCUCCUCCAGUAUCCAGUUCGUAGUCGAUCGAGUCCGGAAAUGUGGCGAAUUCAAGCAAC